Molecule: messenger RNA, 3731 nt
Organism: Corylus avellana
Lineage: Eukaryota; Viridiplantae; Streptophyta; Magnoliopsida; Fagales; Betulaceae
Source: RefSeq, a predicted model, not a curated record
UCUCAUUUUUUCUCCUUCACUCUCAGCAACGCCGCGCACAGUCUCUGAGCCCCUCUCAUCUCAACUCUCAUUCUUGCAUGCCUGAAUCCUGAUGCCUCUCUCUCUCAAUAUCCGAAUCCGAUCUCCAUCUCUCUCGGACUCUGACUCUCUCCGCGUCCAUCUCUGAGUCUCACUCGAUCGUCUCUCACUCGGACUCUGUUUUUAGCCGUGGGUCUCGCCAUCGGCCGUGGGUCUCUCUGUCACUGCUUGUCUCGCCCGACAGUCUCUAAUGGAUGCCCUGCUCCCACCCUCUCCCACCUCUUCUUCGGAUUUGUAUGCAUAUCUCCUCCAGACAAGCCUCAAGUCCAAAGACCCAUUUGCCGGAAAGUUAAUUCAUGCUCGGAUAAUCAAAGUUGGGCUUCAUCUUGGCGUGUUCUUGAUGAAUAAUCUCAUGAACUUCUAUGCAAAAGUUGGGUCUACUUCCGAUGCUCACCGCGUAUUUGAUGACAUGACCAUGAAGAACACAUUCUCUUGGAAUACAAUACUUUCAGCAUAUGCAAAACAGGGAAGGUUAGAUAAAGCACGUCGUGUAUUUGAGGAAAUUCCUGAUCGUGACUCAGUUUCGUGGACUAGUAUGAUAGUGGGAUAUAAUCAGAUUGGUCAUUUUGAAAAUGCAAUUAAGAUGUUUGUAGAAAUGAUUGGAAGUAGAAUUUCACCGACUCAGUACACCAUUACUAAUGUUCUUGCUUCAUGUGCCGCUAUUGAAGCUUUGGAUAUUGGUAGGAAGGUUCACUCAUUUGUUGUUAAACAUGGGCUUGGUAGUUGUAUUCCCGUGGCAAAUUCCAUGCUAAACAUGUAUGUUAAGUGUGGUGAUUCAAUAACAGCAAAAUUUGUUUUUGAUAGAAUGAGAUUGAAGAACACGUCAUCAUGGAAUGUUAUGAUUUCAUUGCAUAUGGAGUCUGGUCGGGUUGACCUGGCUCUUGGCCAAUUCAAACAGAUGGCAGAACGAGAUGUUGUUUCGUGGAAUUCAAUGGUUGCAGGUUACAACCGGCAUGGUUUUGAUGUUGAAGCAUUGAAAAUCUUCUCAAACAUGUUGAAAGAUUCUUCAUUAAAGCCUGAUAAGUUCACAUUGGCAAGUGCUUUGUCGGCCUGCGCCAAUCUUGAGAAGUUAAAUCUUGGGAAACAAAUCCAUGCCUAUAUCAUUAGAACUGAGUUUGAUACCUGUGGGGCAGUUGGGAAUGCUUUGGUUUCAAUGUAUGCCAAGUCCGGUGGGGUUGAAAUUGCAAGAAAGAUUGUGGAGCAAAGCGGGUCUUCGGCUCUCAAUGUUAUAGCUUUUACAGCCCUGUUGGAUGGCUACAUCAAGCUUGGGGAUAUAAACCCGGCCAGACAGAUAUUUGACUCAUUAAGGGACCGCGAUGUGGUUGCAUGGACAGCUAUGAUUGUAGGUUAUGUGCAAAAUGGCUUGAAUAAUGAAGCUUUGGAGCUUUUCAGAUCAAUGAUUAAAGAAGGCCCCGAGCCAAACAGCCACACUCUAGCAGCCAUGUUAAGUGUCAGUUCAAGCUUGGCUUCAUUGUAUCAUGGCAAACAAAUUCAUUCAAGUGCCAUAAGAUCAUGGGAAGCAUCAUCAGUUUCUGUGAGUAAUGCUCUAAUUACCAUGUAUGCCAAAGCUGGAAGCCUUAACAAUGCAAAGCAGGUAUUCGAUCUAAUACGGAAUAAUCAAGAUACUGUCUCUUGGACGUCCAUGAUUAUUGCUUUGGCUCAGCAUGGUCAUGGAGAAGAAGCCAUAGAACUUUUUGAAGAGAUGCUGGCAAUUGGUAUUAAACCUGACCAUAUAACUUAUGUUGGUGUGCUCUCUGCCUGUACACAUGUGGGAUUGGUGGAACAGGGUCGUAGAUAUUAUCAUUUUAUGCAAGAUCUACAUAAAAUUAAACCCACCUUAAGCCAUUAUGCAUGCAUGAUUGACCUAUUUGGGCGUGCUGGAUUGCUACAAGAAGCACAUGAUUUCAUAAAAGGUAUGCCUGUUGAACCAGAUGUUAUAUCUUGGGGUUCACUUUUAGCCUCUUGUAAGGUUCAUAAAAACAUGGAGCUAGCAAAAGUUGCGGCAGAAAAAUUGCUUCUUCUUGAGCCUGGCAAUAGUGGGGCCUACUCAUCCUUGGCUAACUUAUAUUCAGCUUGUGGGAGAUGGAAGGAUGCUGCUGAAAUUAGAAAAUCAAUGAAAGAUAGAGGAGUAAAGAAAGAUCAAGGAUUCAGUUGGCUUCAGGUACAGAACAAAGUCCAUGUCUUUGGGGUCGAAGAUGGGCUUCACCCACAGAAAGAUGACAUAUACAAUAUGAUGGAAAAGAUCUGGAAGGAGAUAAAAAAGAUGGGUUUCAUUCCUGAUAUUGAAUCAGUACUACAUGACCUUGAGCAAGAGGUAAAGGAACAGAUGCUCAGACAUCACAGUGAAAAACUUGCAAUUGCAUUUGGGCUAUUAAGUACUCCAGAGAACACUACAUUGAGAAUUAUGAAGAACCUUAGAGUGUGUAAUGAUUGUCAUUCCGCCAUAAAAUUUAUCUCCAAGCUUGUGGGCAGAGAAAUUAUUGUGAGAGACUCUACUCGUUUUCACCAUUUCAAGGAUGGUUCCUGCUCUUGUCAGGAUUAUUGGUAGGCAAAAAAGGGUGGGAUUUAAAAAGACAAAGAAUCUGAUGGUGAAGUGGGCAAAAAUUUCAAGUAUGUAGCAUCCAAAAAGUUGAUGCUCGAUGUAGAGAUGUGUUGCUUUCCUUAUUAUUCUGUAAAGAUUUUGGCCGCCUACUGAUAUGACUUUCUAUUAGAGUUCUAUAUUAUGGGCAUAAGAGGAUGCUUUUGGAAUGAACAUGUUGUUCUAGUGGCCAUGAGAACAUUAUGUCAUUGCUUAUGUUGGGCCACUGUAUCUUGAAGAUGAAAUGCAACUGUUUUGACACAGUGGAUAUUUCCAACGAUUGUAUGGCGUUUAUUGGGACAUCUUUAUGCUUGAGCCAACCUGUGAAGUAUAUGAAAUCUGGGCUGACUAUACUUAUUAGAAUUCAUCCAACUUUACUUCGCUAAAUAUCCGUUAAAAUUGCACUUGGAUCCUACAAUUUCCCAACAAGAAAACAGAUGCGCAUUAGCACAACGGCUUCAUUCCAAGUUUUUCCGAUGAAUUGAGAAAUGCAUGGUCCCCAUACCUUGACAAGUUUUGAAGGGCGAAACCCUCCGACCCACAAGAAAAAGCACUCAGCUGAUGUUUCCCACAUGCCAGACAUCACAUAGAAGACAUCAGCUUUUGUUGCGGUUGCUUUGAUGCGGAAAAGUUGAAAUAGUGCGACAAGCCAUCAGUUACCAGCAUUUGAAGUUCUGUAUCCCCUAUAUGUGCAUUCAAAGCAUUCCUCAGAUCACAGGUCUGUCUAUUUUGUUCUUCCACCCAGUGUCCAUACUCCAUCUCAAAUGUAGUAACCCCUGGAGAAUCCUUGCCAUGGGUUAAUUUUAGAAUACAAUGUCAUGAAAAAAAAAAAAGGGGGCAAAAGGGCAUGAUACAAGAAGAAAAAUGUACCAAUGGGAAAUAGAACCACAAUGGUUAUACUCAGCAUGUCAGAAAGUUAUACAUGAAUAUAAAUAGCACAUUGAAAAAUUUGACACUGGUGUUACAACUGCACUUCAACCUACUGAAAGGGUGAAAUUCAUCAUGUUGUAAAUCCAGAUCCAUACCAUGGAGUUUUCGGCUCCGAUGCCAACUGUUAUGCCAAAGAUUUACAAGA